This is a messenger RNA of Eupeodes corollae, 897 nucleotides long. It is a transcript of the gene Manf, whose product is annotated as mesencephalic astrocyte-derived neurotrophic factor homolog. Gene Ontology annotation, biological process: neuron projection development; dopaminergic neuron differentiation. The record is from RefSeq and is a predicted model, not a curated record. The coding region runs from base 348 to 863 and encodes 171 amino acids. The transcript is spliced from 4 exons. Gene Ontology annotation, cellular component: endoplasmic reticulum. NCBI's taxonomy places the organism in Eukaryota, Metazoa, Arthropoda, Insecta, Diptera, Syrphidae.
GUCAAUUUGAGAGUUCAUUUUCAAUUUUCACCGGUUGUCGCUCUCGAAGUCGUCGUAAAACCGAAAACGUAAAUGUAUUGCUUCCACAUGCAAAAUCAUCAAGCGUUUUCACAUUUUUCUUAAUUUAAAUUCAAAGUAAUUUGUUUAAUAAUAUUUGCAUUUGUUUGAUCAACACUGUGUUAUCGAAAAUCCCACUGAAAGCAAUUCAUUCGCAUCGCUUCAAUAAAAUUGCCUUAGAAUUUCUCUACUAAAAUAAAACAAGCUCAACACAACUGCCUGGACUAGAGACUAGAACAAGCACAACCUAACUUUUAACUAUUCUAGAACACAUUUUCAUUUAAUUCAAAAUGAAAUCACAAAUAUUAAUUGCAUUAUUAGUUGUAAUCAUUACACAAACUACAAAUGGUUUGAAGGAGGAAGACUGCGAAGUGUGUGUGAAGACUGUUCGUCGCUUUGCUGAGACCCUCAGUGAUGCCACAAAGAAAGACCACAAGAAAAUCGAGGGAGAGUUCAAGAAGUUCUGCAAAACUCAGAAGAACAAAGAACAGAGAUUCUGCUACUAUCUUGGAGGUCUCGAAGACUCAGCCACUGGUAUCCUAAAUGAACUUACAAAACCUUUAAGUUGGUCUAUGCCCGCAGAGAAGGUUUGUGAAAAACUAAAGAAGAUGGACGCACAGAUCUGUGACCUUCGUUAUGAAAAACAAAUUGAUUUGAGCGCUGUCGACCUUAAAAAAUUGAAAGUUCGUGAUUUGAAGAAGAUCCUAGCCGAUUGGGAUGAGUCCUGCGAUGGAUGUCUGGAGAAGUCUGACUUUAUUAAGAGAAUAGAAGAACUUAAACCCAAAUAUGUACGCAAUGAGUUAUAAGAAUAAACCUACCGCAUUCGUAAGAUAAGAAGAA